Messenger RNA from Suricata suricatta (meerkat), 2056 nucleotides. RefSeq names its product G elongation factor mitochondrial 2 (gene GFM2). Bases 218 to 1978 code for a protein of 586 amino acids. The record is from RefSeq and is a predicted model, not a curated record. The transcript is spliced from 17 exons. Gene Ontology annotation, biological process: ribosome disassembly; mitochondrial translation. Lineage: Eukaryota; Metazoa; Chordata; Mammalia; Carnivora; Herpestidae. Gene Ontology annotation, molecular function: translation elongation factor activity; GTPase activity; GTP binding. Gene Ontology annotation, cellular component: mitochondrion.
AUGGUGAAGGGCGGCCGCCGGCGGAGGUGCGGGAGAAAGCUGUUAAGUUCCUUUCUGGUGGUACCGGGGCUCUCGCCGUAGUGGUGUGUCGUGACGUGAGGACUUUGCGGAUUUUGGCGCAGCCUGCCCCUGCGGCUUUCAGCACCCGGCGGGAAGAAGCCGGCGUCCGGUGUGCGCCCUAGUGCCAGAGAAUAACAUAACGGUUGAGAGGAUCAACAUGUUGUCCAACUUGAGAAAACUUACAGUGAAUCACAAGAAAAUACACAUCCUGCACAUUAAUGAUAUAUGUUGCUCUAAAAUGAGAGCAAGUUUACAAACACUAAAGCCAUAUGUGUCUCUAGGAAGAAACUACAGUUCUCCACCAGGUUUAAUAGGAAAUGAUAUCAAAUCCCUUCAUUCUGUCAUCAGUCCUCCCAUAGCCAAAAUCCGUAAUAUUGGAAUUAUGGCUCAUAUUGAUGCAGGCAAAACUACCACCACAGAAAGAAUAUUGUACUAUUCUGGAUACACAAGAUCACUGGGAGAUGUUGAUGAUGGAGACACAGUGACAGAUUUCAUGGCUCAAGAGAGAGAAAGAGGCAUUACUAUUCAGUCUGCUGCUGUUACAUUUGAUUGGAAGGGGUACAGAAUCAAUUUAAUUGAUACUCCAGGUCAUGUGGACUUUACGUUGGAGGUUGAGCGCUGCCUCAGAGUGUUGGAUGGUGCAGUAGCUGUGUUUGAUGCCUCUGCUGGUGUAGAGGCCCAGACUCUCACAGUAUGGAGGCAAGCUGAUAAACACAGGAUACCUCGAAUCUGUUUUUUAAACAAAAUGGACAAAACUGGCGCAAGUUUUAAAUAUGCGGUUGAAAGCAUCAGAGAGAAGUUGAAGGCAAAGCCCUUACUUUUACAGUUACCACUUGGUGAAGGCAAAGCUUUCAAAGGAGUUGUGGAUGUAGUAAGUAAAGAAAAACUUCUUUGGAAUCCUAAUUCAGAUGAUGGAAAAGACUUUUUGCGGAAACCCCUUUUGGAAAUGAGUGAUCCUGAGUUGCUUAAGGAGACAACGGAAGCAAGGAAUGCCUUAAUUGAACAGGUUGCAGAUUUGGAUGAUGAAUUUGCUGACUUGGUUUUAGGAGAAUUUAGUGAAAAUUUUGAUUUGCUACCAGCUGAACAGGUAAAUUUUAUUUAUUUUCUGAUAAACCUAAGUUUUUCUUUGAUCUUGGUUAUAUUUUCUUCCUCUCUUAACCAGACUGUCCUAUGUGGUAUGGGGGAGUUACAUAUUGAGAUUGUUCAUGACCGAAUCAAGAGAGAAUAUGGAUUGGAAACCUAUCUAGGGCCUCUCCAGGUGGCGUACCGAGAGACCAUCCUGAAUGCAGUUUGUGCCACAGAUACCUUAGAUAGAACGUUAGGAGACAAACGGCAUCUUGUGACUAUAGAACUGGAAGUAAAACCCACUGGAACAGCCUCUGUUGUGCCAGUUAUCGAGUACGCUGGAAGUGUUCUUGAAGACCUUCCAAAGGCCUCCCAAGAGGCCAUUGAAAAUGGAAUUCACAGUGCGUGCCUCCAAGGACCACUGCUUGGAUCCCCAAUUCAAGAUGUGGCAGUUACUGUACAUUCACUGAUAAUUCAUCCUGGUACCUCCACAACUAUGAUUUCUGCCUGUGUCUCAAGAUGCGUACAAAAGGCUCUGAAGAAGGCUGAUAAGCAAGUUUUAGAGCCCCUGAUGAAUCUCGAGGUUACAGUCACAGGAGAUUACCUCAGCCCUGUCCUGGCAGACCUGGCACAAAGAAGAGGGACCAUUCAGGAAAUCCAAACCCGUCAAGAAAACAAAAUUAUUAUUGGAUUUGUUCCUCUAGCAGAAAUUAUGGGUUAUUCAACUGUGCUCCGAACGCUAACAUCAGGCUCCGCUACUUUUGCCUUAGAACUAUCUAAUUAUCAAGCCAUGAAUCCUCAAGACCAAACGACACUGCUCAGCCGGCGAAGUGGCUUGACCCAAGUGCUUUGAAACUCUGGAGCCCCGACCUACUGCGUGUUCAUUUCACCCAACACGGAGUUCAAUCUCAAUGAAGCAUGACCUGAGCCA